AUGGCAGCUUCAGCUUCGUCUCUCGCUCUCUCCACCUUCAACCCUAAACCCUUUCCUUUCUCCAUCUCCAGACCCGCCUCCACUCCCUUUCUCCCUCCUUCCCUCUCCUUCAAACUCAAUUCCCAAUCCAUUUCCCUCUCCAUCUCCGCAGCUUCUCGCUUCGUCCGCAACGUAGCGGUAACAGAUGACUUCAACGUAGAAGAAGAAGAAGAAGAAGAAGACAACCUUUUCUCCGAUGACGCUGCGCCGCCUCCUCAGCAGGAGCAAUCCUUCUCUGCUGACCUCAAACUCUUCGUCGGUAACCUUCCUUUUAACGUCGACAGUGCUCAGCUCGCUCAGCUCUUCGAGGCCGCCGGUAACGUUGAGAUGGUUGAGGUAAUCUAUGACAAAGUGACGGGAAGAAGCAGAGGUUUCGGGUUCGUGACUAUGUCUUCUGUCUCUGAAGCUGAGGCAGCUGCUCAGCAGUUCAAUGGCUAUGAGUUGGAUGGUAGAGCCCUGAGAGUUAAUGCGGGUCCUCCUCCACCGAAGAGGGAAGACUCCUUCUCCAGAGGACCUAGAAGCAGCUUUGGAAGCUCUGGUUCUGGAUAUGGUGGAGGUGGUGGUGGUGCUGGUUCAGGGAACCGUGUUUAUGUUGGUAAUCUCUCUUGGGGAGUCGAUGACAUGGCUCUCGAGAGUUUGUUCGCGGAGCAAGGAAAUGUUGUUGAAGCUAGAGUCAUUUACGACAGGGACAGUGGUCGAUCCAAGGGUUUUGGUUUUGUGUCGUAUAACUCUGCUCAAGAAGUCCAAAAUGCUAUCAGGAACUUAAAUGGUGCUGAUUUGGAUGGUAGACAAAUAAGAGUGUCUGAAGCUGAGGCUAGGCCUCCAAGGCGCCAAUUUUGAGCACCACCAUCCUUAUUCUCAUAAACGCGUUUUCUGGAGGGCGAUUCGAAGCAAAUAGAGUUUUGUGAGAGGAUGGCAGCUUCGGACUUUGCCUAUGUUUGUUGUGCCUUGGAUGCACGAAUGGGUCUUCUUUUAGAAACAUAUAAUUAACUAAGAUUUAUAAGUGAAGACCAUGUUCUUGCCUGUCUGAAUGCUGCGAUUUACUUCUUUGCUUUUGGUUUGAUUCUCUCUGUUUUGUGGUCUCUUCAGAAUGAAUGCUUCUUUAUUUAAGAGUUA
Messenger RNA from Eruca vesicaria subsp. sativa (arugula), 1155 nucleotides. Lineage: Eukaryota; Viridiplantae; Streptophyta; Magnoliopsida; Brassicales; Brassicaceae. The record is from the annotation of a GenBank genome assembly.